Molecule: messenger RNA, 852 nt
Organism: Candida tropicalis MYA-3404
Lineage: Eukaryota; Fungi; Ascomycota; Pichiomycetes; Serinales; Debaryomycetaceae
Gene: MGM101
Product: Mgm101p
Exons: 1
Coding region: 1-852 (283 amino acids)
Biological process (GO): interstrand cross-link repair; recombinational repair
Cellular component (GO): mitochondrial nucleoid; mitochondrial chromosome
Molecular function (GO): single-stranded DNA binding
Source: RefSeq, a predicted model, not a curated record
AUGUACUAUAAACAACACAUAUUCACAAUGCUAAAUCCAAUAAAGUACUCGUUAUCCCGUGUUCCUUUAACUAGAUACUAUGUCACUGCUACUACAAAGGCUAGCAGCACUGUAACAAGAUCAUAUAAUCGUUCCUACAAGCGAGCCAGUCCAGUCGUCAAACCAAAGGCAGUAACUACACCAAAAGAAGAAUUUGAAGUUGAACAAGAAGGAGAAGAAGAAAAUGAUAUUAUAGGAACUGGUAAUGAACUGGGAAGUCAUGGUAGUGCUUUAUUUCAUGAUUCUCCAUUAGAAGCUCCGCUCUUUAAUAAUAACAAUGGAACUAUUAAUUGGUCUGAUUCAUUCCAUGGUUUAGGGUCACAACCAUUUUCAAGAGAAAUUGCUGAUAUUUUAUUGACACCAAUAGAUGCUAAAGAUAUUGAGAUCAAACCGGAUGGAUUAUUAUAUUUACCAGAAAUUAAAUACCGUAGAGUUUUGAAUCGUGCGUUUGGUCCAGGUGGUUGGGGAUUGGCUCCAAGAACAGAAACUUUUAUAACUCCAACUCAAAUUAGUCGUGAAUAUGGGUUAAUUUGUCAUGGUAGAUUAGUUAGUAUUGCUCGUGGAGAACAAGAUUAUUUUGGUGGCGAAGACAAAAUUACUACUGCUUUAGAAGGUUGUAAAAGUAAUGCUUUAAUGAGAUGUUGUAAAGAUUUGGGAAUUGCUAGUGAACUAUGGGAUCCAGCUUUUGUUAGAGCUUGGAAGAAGAAAUAUUGUGAAGAAAUCUUUGUUGAACAUGCUACUAAAAAGACUAAAAAGAAAUUAUGGAGAUUGAAAACUAACAAGGAAAUCCCAUAUCCAUUUAAAGCUAUCUAA